CGGGCGGGGGGCGCAGUGCGGGCGCCACGUGGAGGGGGAAGCGCCGGAGCAGCGUGGGCGCCGCCGCCGCCAUGGCCUCUAACGAUUACAGCCAGACGGCGACGCAGAGCUACGGGGCUUACCCCACCCCGCCGGGCCAGGGCUACUCCCAGCAGGGCAGCCAGCCCUACGGGCAGCAGAGCUACAGCGGCUACAGCCAGUCCACCGACACCUCGGGCUACGGCCAGAACAGCUACAGCUCCUCCUACGGCCAGACCCAGAGCAGCUACAGCACCCAGUCCACCCCCCAAGCCUACGGCAGCACCGGCGGUUACGGCAGCGGGCAGAGCUCGCAGACCUCCUACGGGCAACCCUCCUCCUACCCCAGCUACUCCCAGCCACCGGCGGCCAGCUCCUCCACCGGCAGCUAUGGCAGCGGGUCGCAAAGCUCGAGCUACGGGCAGCCCCCCAGCGGGGGGUACAACCAGCAGUCCAGCUACAGCGGGCAGCAGCAGAGCUACAGCCAGCAGUCCUCCUACAACCCCCCCCAGAGCUACAGCCAGCAGAGCCAGUACAACAGCGGCGGCAGCAGCGCCUCCAACAGCUACGGUCAGGAGCCGUCGUCCAUGAGCGGGGGCGGCGGGGGCUACCAGGAGCAGAGCGGUGGCUACGGCGGGGGCCAGCAGGAGCGCAGCCGCGGCCGGGGGGGCUACGGACGAGGUGGCUACGACCGGGGGGGCCGCGGAAGCCGGGGCGGCCGCGGAGGCAACAUGGGCGGUGGUGAGCGUGGUGGCUUCAAUAAAUUCGGUGGACCCCGGGACCAAGGGCCAAGGCAUGAUCCUGGCGAGCAGGAUAACUCGGACAACAACACCAUCUUCGUGCAGGGGCUGGGGGAGAACGUCACCAUCGAGUCGGUGGCCGACUACUUCAAGCAGAUCGGCAUCAUUAAGACCAACAAGAAGACGGGGCAGCCCAUGAUCAACCUGUACACGGACCGGGAGACGGGGAAGCUGAAGGGGGAGGCCACCGUCUCCUUCGACGACCCCCCCUCCGCCAAAGCCGCCAUCGACUGGUUCGACGGCAAGGAGUUCUCGGGGAACCCCAUCAAGGUGUCCUUCGCCACCCGCCGCGCCGACUUCAACCGCGGGGGCGGGGGUGGCCGGGGGGGCCGCGGCCGGGGAGGCCCUAUGGGACGCGGCGGCUUCGGCGGCGGCAACAGCGGCUCCGGGGGCGGCAACCGGGGGGGCUUCCCCAGCGGGGGGGGCGGCCAGCAGCGAGCCGGCGACUGGAAGUGCCCGAAUCCAGCCUGUGAAAACAUGAAUUUUUCGUGGCGCAACGAGUGCAACCAGUGCAAAGCCCCCAAACCCGAGGGGCCCGGCGCCCCCCACAUGGGCAAAUACCCCGGGGGGGGCGGCGGCCGCGGCGGCAACCACAUGGGUGAGUCUGGGGGCCAAAUUUGGGCUGUGGGGGGGGUGUGACG
Messenger RNA from Calidris pugnax (ruff), 1459 nucleotides. Its product is annotated as RNA-binding protein FUS-like. The coding region runs from base 72 to 1457 and encodes 461 amino acids. Gene Ontology annotation, biological process: regulation of DNA-templated transcription. Gene Ontology annotation, molecular function: transcription coregulator activity; RNA binding. The record is from RefSeq and is a predicted model, not a curated record. The transcript has 13 exons. Gene Ontology annotation, cellular component: nucleus. NCBI's taxonomy places the organism in Eukaryota, Metazoa, Chordata, Aves, Charadriiformes, Scolopacidae.